CUCAGUCACUGCCUGUUUGUCUCUCUUACUGAAAAUAACAAUCACAGUGAGGAGGAUCAGCUCACGACUCGACUACAAAGUCAAUUGAGAGCGAUGAAUCCAGAGGAAGAGCCACAGUCACACCUGUUUCUCUGGUUUGCAUCACGUUACCACGAGUUCUUGGACAUCGGCUACAGCUGAUAAACAGAAACAAACCAACUGCUCUGACGGUUCCUGGACAAACUGCAGAAACGUCUCUUUGGUUUUUGUUCUUCUGACCCUGAGAAAAUGAGUUUAUUCUUCUUCCUCCUUCACCUAACCUGCACUGUGCAGGGAAUAUUUACAGGCGAAAACCCUCCAUCUGUUUACGAAACAGAAGAAGACGACAACUUCACCCUCAACUGGGACAACCUGACCCAAACCAACACGACCCUCACCAAAAUGAUCUGUUUUCUCCUGCUGAGUCCUCCUAAAGUCCUGUAUCGAAAGAUAAGUGGCGCUGAGUCUCAGGAUGGACAGUUUUCAGGACGAGUUCAGAGUGAUGGGACAGAAGGACGACUCAGACUCCACCUGUCCAGACUGAGGACCGAAGACUCUGGAUGUUACCGCUGUGACCUGGCUGCCUAUAACCAGCUGUUGAGGAAAUGGGAGCUGCAGACUUCAGUAACGUUUGUCCUGAACGUGACCAAAACCUCUCGUGGAGAAACGCCUGCGUCUCUGAACACAACAAAGCCUCGCCUCACCGCUACUCCAGAAAAUCCAAAUCGUCAAAUAGUCAUGGUUAUACUUGUCACAGUUCUGCUAGUUUUCUUGCUGCUUGGCGUUGCGAUUCUGGCCUGUAGACUUUUUGGACGACAAUGCACAGGUGUAAACAGAAAUAUGGAUGAAUUAAAGGACAUACAAAUAAACGGGAAUGAUUUUGAAGAGAUGAACCUUAUGAUCAGCCUCUGAGCUGAUCAUCUUCCAUCCACAUCUGCUCCAGAUGUUCACCAAUCAUCUCUUUGAUUUUUGGCUCCAGAGACUCUUCUAACAAUUACCAUCAGUUUAUGGAAUAGAAACUGCCUGAGUGUAUUUAUUUAUCCUGACAAUUUCCUUCUUCUCUGAUCAAUUUUAAUGGCGUUUCUGACAAAAAGUGGAAUUUUGCAAAACUGAAAUGUAUUUACUCAACCCAUCAAAGCAGUUAUG
Poeciliopsis prolifica (blackstripe livebearer) is the source of this 1164-nucleotide messenger RNA. RefSeq lists its product as uncharacterized. The transcript has 7 exons. NCBI's taxonomy places the organism in Eukaryota, Metazoa, Chordata, Actinopteri, Cyprinodontiformes, Poeciliidae. The coding region runs from base 268 to 930 and encodes 220 amino acids. The record is from RefSeq and is a predicted model, not a curated record.